Messenger RNA from Indicator indicator, 2335 nucleotides. RefSeq names its product phospholipase A2 group VII (gene PLA2G7). Bases 1 to 1200 code for a protein of 399 amino acids. The record is from RefSeq and is a predicted model, not a curated record. Gene Ontology annotation, molecular function: 1-alkyl-2-acetylglycerophosphocholine esterase activity. The transcript is spliced from 10 exons. Lineage: Eukaryota; Metazoa; Chordata; Aves; Piciformes; Indicatoridae.
AUGGGGAGCAGCAACACUGAGAAGUUUUAUAGGAUCCCCAAAGGAAAAGGACCACACUCAGUUGGAUGUACAGACCUGAUGACAGAAAAUGCAGUUGAGGGAAGCUUCCUGCGCCUAUAUUACCCAUCAUGCGAUGCCACAGAUAAUGAGGAGGCACUGUGGAUUCCAGAUAAAGAGUACUAUCAGGGACUCUCUGACUUCCUUAAUAUGCAGAGUUAUUUCAGUAAUAACAACAUAUGCUUCAAUUUUUAUCUAGGUUCAGUGACCUGUCCUGCGAAGUCAAAUGCUGCUUUUAAGCCAGGAGAAAGAUACCCACUCCUCAUUUUUUCCCAUGGACUUGGAGCUUUUCGGACGAUCUAUUCUGCUAUUUGCAUAGAGAUGGCUUCCCAGGGCUUUAUGGUGGCUGCUGUGGAGCACAGAGAUGAAUCUGCUUCAGCAACAUAUUAUUGUAAAAAAAAGUCCCUUUGUGAACCACAGAAAGAGUCUGAAUCAAACAUUGAGAAGGAGUGGAUCUACUACAGGAAACUAAAAACUGGAGAUGAAGAGCGGUGUUUGCGCCAUAAGCAGGUGCAACAAAGAGCACAGGAGUGUAUCAAAGCUCUCAAUCUCAUUCUUAAAAUCAAUUCAGGAGAGGAAGUAAUGAAUGUACUAAAUUCGAACUUUGACUGGCAUAGCCUAAAGGAUUCUGUUGAUACUAGCAGAAUAGCUGUGAUGGGACACUCUUUUGGUGGUGCUACAGUUAUUGAGAGUCUCAGCAAAGACAUAAGAUUCAGGUGUGGCAUUGCCCUCGAUGCAUGGAUGCUUCCUGUCAGUGAUGACAUUUACCAAAACAGCAUCCAGCAACCGCUGCUUUUUAUCAACUCUGAAAAAUUCCAGUGGUCUGAUAACAUUUUAAAGAUGAAGAAGCUCAGCUCCAAUGACACAAACAAGAAAAUGAUUACCAUCAAGGGAUCGGUCCAUCAGAGCUUUCCUGACUUUACCUUUGUGAGUGGAGAAAUCAUUGGGAGAUUUUUUAAAUUAAAAGGAGAAAUAGAUCCAAAUGAAGCUAUUGAUAUAAGCAAUCAUGCUUCAUUAGCCUUCCUGCAGAAACAUUUGAGUCUUAAGAAAGAUUUUGAUAAGUGGGAUUCUCUUGUGGAUGGCAUAGGACCCAAUGUUAUUCCUGGUACCAAUAUUGACUUACCUCCAGCUGAACCUGAAUAAGGAGCACAAAGAAGUACUGAAAAUGCCAUGGACAUCAGGACACUAAUGUUGGCCCGACAUUGCUCAAUAUGAUAGCAUUGGCCAUUGGAGUACGGAACAACACAAAAGAUAAGGUAUUAAGUUACCUUAUAAUGGAAAUGUAGAGAGAGGUUUUAAUUCAAAUGAGUUAGUGAGAUAAUCUGAAAUACUGUAAGAGUAACCUUUGGUUUUUGGAAAGAGUGCUUAAUCACAUGCCUGAUUUGGGUUUAGAAUCAAUUUUGCAGAGAGAGAUUAAGCUCCAAGGAAUUCAUCUGACGUUCUACUUACCAAACUAAGUCAAGCAGGCCUUUUAUUGCAGUGUAAUAAAAAACCCAAUUAUUAAACUGCUUAGUAUUUCAGCUCUGCUCUGACAAUGAUUGAGAGCUGGAGCAGAGUUUUUCAUCCUGUCAGAGAAAUCCCAGUGGAAGGGCCUCAAAACUCUUCUUUUAACAAUCAUCACAGUAAAAGCUAUGGGCAACAGUUUAAAGUAACAAAAAAGAAAGGUUUUUGUUCAGGCCUAGGCCUCCUCAUCUCAUGUGAACUUAAUCCAUUUAUAUUUAAGAUCUGUUUACUGCCAUACUCUGUUUCCAUUCCAAAAGCUGCUGAAACUGUCACUCUGGUUAUAGCAAUUGUAAUUCUCCUUAAGCAAUGCUUCAGUGUCCGUCUUGUUAAUCUCUAAUUACCACUAUCACUCAGUCACUGUUGUAGGUGAAAUUACAGAAGAGAUGUGUCAUUUCUACCACUCCCUUUAAGGAGCAUGUAAGCAUUGCUUGAUCAUGUUGAUGUCUCUCAUGGUUGUAGUACUCUACGGAUACUUGUCCAGGUACCAGCACUGCUUUCUGUAUCUGUGAGUAGAAGCAAUUGACUAUAGGGUAGACUAAAAAAAAAAAAGGCUAUGAUUGUUAGAACAAAACUCUUGGAAGCUGCCACAAGGGAGGGUGACUUCUCAAUGAACAAUCCUUCCAAAAGGGGGACUACUUUGAACUGUAGCCUAUUUGUUUCAAAAUCAAGUAACAAACAAAACAAGAGGCAUGCAGAACAAGUAAAGCAGUUAACAGCGUAAUUAAAUAUUCAUAUAACCUGUGAUCUUAACAUGAGUUUGAAAGAUCUGACUUGU